Cryptomeria japonica (Japanese cedar) is the source of this 4481-nucleotide messenger RNA. RefSeq lists its product as uncharacterized. The record is from RefSeq and is a predicted model, not a curated record. Bases 331 to 4182 code for a protein of 1283 amino acids. NCBI's taxonomy places the organism in Eukaryota, Viridiplantae, Streptophyta, Pinopsida, Cupressales, Cupressaceae. The transcript is spliced from 5 exons. Gene Ontology annotation, molecular function: phosphatidylinositol binding.
AAACAACGUCUCACCUAAUCGUAAAACUGGUAGACUGGUAGAAGGGUUGAACUCCCAUUACACAUCUCAUCUGUGGAUCCCACAGCAGGAAGCCCAUUUAGAGUUCAUAGAUAAUGGAGAUGGUUCUGCUUGUUACUUCCAGCUUAAAAUAAAACACGUGGUAUCACGGCCAUUACUAUGUGAGCUCCUGAUUCUCCGAUACCAAAAAAUUAGAGAGAAAAAAUUCUGGAGUGUUCAUCAAACACAAGGUAAGCCUUUAAGCCUGAUAAAUUUGUAAUUUUUUUUAAAAUUCAAAUUUGGUUUUCCCGGAAUGAAAUCCAUUCCAUUCAAAUGAUCAAUGGAAAUUCUCCUCCUCAUUUGGGGGCUUUCAGUAUUCCGAAUUUAAAGUUAAAAUCGCAUGCCUCUGAAAAUCUUGAAAUUUUUUCUCCACCGCCAUCGUCCCAUUACUCCUCUUGUGGGGAAAAAUUAUAUCAUUGCGAUGAUUCAGAUUGUGAUAAUAAUAAAGGCAUGGCAAUUGGGUAUGUAACUGCAAAUUCGUUCGAGACGCCCACAAUCUGUGGCUCGUUUGGAAGCUGCAAUGAUUAUUUCCUCGACUCAGAAGUCGGGUCCUAUAGAAAUAUGAGCUUCCAAGAUAUCCGAAAUUUGGAGCAGUUUGAUUCCCCUGGGUACGAGACCGAAGGUUCACCGUUGAGAUCAUCAAGAUUGAGGAAAAAAAAUAGUAAAAAUUUGCACAGGAAGAAGAAUUUCUUUUUACCAUCAGAAAAUGGUAUUGGGGUAUGGGUUGAUAAGAACAAUAAUAAUAACACUAGGGUUUGGUCUGAUCCUAACGAAGACGGUGCUUUGAGUACAACAGAGGGUGAAAUACAUGUGCCAGACGAUAGGGGUGAGAGCAGAAUAGAUGGAUGCAAGGACUUGAACACUGCAUUGGAACUGGACGGUUAUCGGGCAAAUAGGGGUAAUUUAAGCUUGACAUGCCAAUCACAGACUUCAGAAUUGAAUUCAAUCAAGAACGACGUGCCUGACAAUUUUGAAUUUAGAACAAUUGAGUGUGUUGAGCCUCGCCAGCUGACUUCAAAUUCUUUUGAUUGCAGUUUUGGGGAAGAUUGUAGAAUUGCUGAUUUGGAUAGAAAGGAUGUGGGUGAAGGGCAAUUGAAUCUCAGGGCAGGUGAUUCGGAAGUAAAUGGGGCAAUCGCUGGUGAAGGGUGUUCUUUUACAAGAGAAUUUGUGUCCGAUCAUGAAGGAGAACGUAAUGAUGCGUGCGAACUGAGUAGGUUGGAUGAUAUAAAUCAUUUGUCGAUGUCCAAAAGGUCUUCAGAUUUUGAUAGCCAGAGUGAGUUUGAUUCAAAAAUGGGAGACGCAACAGAUGAUGAAGAUGACACCUUUAAACCCUCACAGAGGGACAGCUCCUUGAAUCCUCGGGUUGAUGUGAAAGAAACGGGCAGUGAUAACCCAUUGCUCUUGAAUUCAGAGGUAGUUUUUGGUGCUAGUGAUUGGGAUGAGUUUGCUGAGGAGGUAAGAGGAAAUGACACGGGCGUUUCCAAUCAGGAGGUGGAUGUCCGGGAGGUCUGUUGUCACGUAGUGUCUAGAAGCACUCACUCCAAGGCAGUAGAUGUUAUGGAGGAUAUCCGUGGUGCUUCCAAUUUGAAGGUAGAAGAUUUUUGUAGUUCAUUUACAGGGGUUGCUGGUAAACUUGUUUAUGAAGACAUGCUCACAACUCCUCUUCACCUGGGGGAUAUCUUUACUAGCAGUGGAAGUGGCAGGCCAGAUCUCGAAGAAGAUGAUAGACAGGAGAUGUCGAGAUCUUUUGAUUCCGUUCAGACAAUAAAUAGGUUCAGAGAUCCUGAAAAUCUGAUUACAAAAACAAACAAUCAUGUAUGCGGAGACAGUGGACUGUCCAGCGAGUUGCCAAAUUCUCUAGUGGACAUUUGUUUGGCUGAAGAGGAAGAAGAAAGGUUGCAAUCAGGGAAGUCUCAUAUUGAAGCUUCUAACCUGGAAGCAGACGUUGAAGUAUCUUCUUUGAAGGCAUCCUUUAUAAAGCUUGAAGAUACUAAUCAUGAAAAGGAACUUCAAUGCCUACCUAAUAAAGAGGAAAUACAGGAAGAGAAGAAUCAUUCAAUAUUCUGUGCACCGUCAGUUAGGAAAGCAUCUGGUGAAAAAGGCAUGUCCUUUCUCUCUUCAUCCGAUACCAAUACAAUAUGUUUGCCUGUGGCAGCAACAGAAAAAAUGUUGGAGAAAGUUCCAAGAAUUGAAGUAAAUGGUGAGAGUUUUAUACCAAUGGCAUCUAGAUCAAGCAAUAUCCGUCUCUGCAAUAUGAAUCUUGGUAUAGAGUCGAUAGAUGCUGGAGACUGGGGAAAACAAGACCUUGGACCAGAUGAGCUUUCAAGAUAUGUAGAGGAGCUGGAUGUGAAUGAAUCUUAUAUUGACACUGUUCAUGACAUGGAGGAUGUGCUACUUGAUUCAGUUGGAAGUGUUGGAGGUAUGGUUGUUCAUACUAAUAGAAGCCAAUUAAAACAAUCUUCCAGGGGUUAUAAGAAUGAAGGUUUAGGUACAUCUACAUCAGAUGCUGAUAGUGCUUCAGAACACAUGCAGUCUACCUUAAAACUUGAUUGGAUUGAAGUUGUUGGGGCAAAGCAAAGAACAGGAGGAGUCUCAUUUGGAGAAAGGUUGGUUGGUGUAAAGGAAUAUACCAUAUAUCGAAUAAGAGUUCAUAGUGGAAGAAAUCAAUGGGAGAUUGAGAGAAGAUACCGUGAUUUCCUUGGCCUUUAUCGUCAGCUGAAAAAGACAUGUGGUGGUCAAAGCAGAGUGAAUCUUCCUUCUCCAUGGGAACUUGUUGAAAGAGAGUCCCGUAAGGUUUUUGGAAAUGCUUCUCCUGAUGUCAUCAGUGAAAGAAGUGUUCUUAUUCAAGAAUGCCUACAGUCUCUUCUCUCUGCAGGAAGUCCGUUUGAUUCAGCACCACCAUUGUUUUGGUUUUUGCUACCACAGAAGAGCCUUUUUGAUACAACUGCUGCUUUGAAAGGUACUGCAUCUGAUGAUAUUAAGAUAACACUGAAUGAAAAAGAGUCCAGUUGUAGUUCUCUCCAUGACUUGUCACUUAGUUCACAUUCUGAGCUCAGUACCAGUGAUUACAGAGAUGGCAAUAGUGAGAAAUUUUCCACGUUUGGGAAGACCAUACGGCUUAUUGUUCAAACCCAUCCACAUAAAUCUUUGAAGCAAUUGUUGGAAGAACAACAUUACUCAUGUGCAGGUUGUUACAAGCACCUGGAUAUAGCAAAAGGUUUGAUGGAAGAAUUUGUGCAAACUUUGGGCUGGGGAAAACCACGUCUUUGUGAGUAUACUGGACAAUUACUUUGCACUUCAUGCCAUUUAAAUGAAACUUCAGUACUGCCAGCUCAAGUUCUGCAACACUGGGACUUCACUCCACGUCCUGUUUGUCAGUUAUCAAAAGCAUAUCUGGAUUCCAUUUAUGACCAGCCCAUGCUUUGUGUUAGUGCAGUUAAUCCCUUUAUAUUUUCAAAGCUACCUUUACUGGUUCAUGUUAUGGAGAUGCGAAAGAAACUGAGUAGAAUGCUUGCAUGUAUGCGGUGCCCAUCUCAAACGACAAUACAGCACAGUCUUCGGUCACGUUGUUAUCUUCUCGAGAAUAGUGAUUUUUUUGCUUUGCGAGAUCUUGUUGAUCUUUCAAAAGGAGCUUUUGCUGCACUUCCAUGUCUGAUGGAAGCCCUGUCGAAAAAGAUUUAUGUUCAUAUUACACAUAAGUGUUCCAUCUGCCAUGAAGCAGGAGAUUUGUGUGGUGCCCAGUUAAAGUGUGAAAAGCCGUCAAGUCUUAUCUUUCCCUUUCAGGAAGGUGAAACAAUGCGAUGCAAGUCCUGUGGCCUUUUAUUCCACGAGUCAUGCUUUAGAAAGCUCAAUGGUUGUCAAUGCACUUUUAUGAACAAUGUCAACAAUACAAAUGGAAAAUCUCCUUUAUGGGAAGAGUUGGAUAUGGAAUCUUCUCUUCAAAGUGAUUUAAGCAGCAAUCCAAAAACUUCUUCCAAUCUUUGUACAAAUAAGCAAGGAUCAACCUCAACCAACGGGUUUCUUAUUGAUCUUUUUAAGAAGGCAAUCCCAGAUAAUAUCUUGAAACCAAGGAAAAAGACCGGUGUUCUUAAUAUGGCAUCACUGUCAAGCUCUCUUGGGCUGUAAUACAGAACUGUUUUAAAUGUUGCAGCCUGUUAUUGUUUGUACUUAAUCAGUGCACUUUAUGCAGUUGAUUAAGCAAUUAAACUUCUUGAACCUUCAAGGUUCUUCUGUAACAUAUCAAAAUCACAUUCAAGGUUAAUACUUGCAAUUGGCAAGUAUCUGAGUCUUAUUGUUAGGUUUUUGGCCUGCGAUGUAUCCAUCGAAGAACAACUUAUUGUUGAUAAGUUUAUUUUUUGGAAUUGUUCAUAUAUGCGUUGCUUAUGUUAAUGAAAUAAAAUUUGAGAGCAAUGCCUUGAGAGACA